GUAGAGCGGUAGUAAACAGUUGAAUCUGAGUGUUGCCGUUGUAGAACCUGUAGUUCACUUUGUAAUUAAAUAAUUAGUUUCAUUUCUUGUAAGUUAGCCUAGCUAGAAGGUAGUUAUUUUACAACAAACAAACAAACAAUAAGCAAACUUCGGCGAGCUAUCUAGAUGUUUCUUCUGCCCUGCGUUGUAGCUUUAGCUUCUGCUUCAGCUGCAAUCUGCUAAAACAGAGCCGUCAGCUAUGGAUAAAACACCUGAGAGGCUCCCAGUAGAGCAGCAGACGUCUGUUCCAAGUGGGUCCAGUGUGGGCAAGCCAAUGAGUGCUGCACUGAAGGCCAGGUUAAAAAGAGCACGACCUUCCUUUACUUCCCCCCUCAGUGUGGUUAAACGACUUAAAAUCGAUGAAGAUGAGUUACCACAGCCCUUAAAAGAAGAGACAGACCAAACUGGGCCACCAGAGAAGGAGGCUGAGAUUGACGUGAACAGAAAUGAGACCAUGAGAGACCUUAAAGACUGUCUGAGGAGUUUUGAGUCUGACCCCCUGCAGCUCUCUCGAAGUGAGUUACAUCAGCUUCGAGAGAAAUUAAAGAAAGAUGCCAAGAAGAAAUCUGAGACUCUUCGAAGGCUCAAGAUGGUUAAAAUGUACAGAACAAAGAAUGACCUGACACAGCUGCAAGACCUGAUAGAUAAAUGGAGGCACUGUGCUCAAGCAGUGCUGUAUGAACUACAAACUGAGUUACCUACAGAUGGCCGAAAAGCCAGUCUCUCUCAGCUCAUUGACCACUUUGGACUGGAGGAUGGUAUACUGCACUUUGAUAGGACAGAGGACAACUUCACAGACAGCUGAUAUACAGACAGUGUGUGUCUUAUUUUUAUUACAGUAGUUCACCAUCACUCUCCAGGUAUUUGUAUGUUGUUUUGUACGUGACAGUUCAAUGCCACCCUUGGGUUUGAGGUCACCACAAUAGUAGAGCUGGGCCUUAAUUUAACACUGAGGGAAGGGUGAUGUCAGGAGUUUGUUGUGACUGAACAUGUCCUUACCAACCCACGAUCGUGGCUUUUAACAUAUUUAAAUACCCGUGUGUUUUUCUAAGUACAUGUGGAAUGUAAUAGACAACGCAGUGUAACAUGUCAUUUAUUCAGUUUUUUUUUGCACUUUGCACAUGUUUCCAUUUCAUUCUGUUGCAUUUAUAAAUGCCUGUUAAAUCUGAUGGCUUUUGUUAAAAAAAUGUGUGACUGUGAAUAAAGAGCAUUUUUAUUUAAA
Molecule: messenger RNA, 1261 nt
Organism: Colossoma macropomum (tambaqui)
Lineage: Eukaryota; Metazoa; Chordata; Actinopteri; Characiformes; Serrasalmidae
Gene: sfr1
Product: SWI5-dependent homologous recombination repair protein 1
Exons: 3
Coding region: 239-844 (201 amino acids)
Biological process (GO): positive regulation of DNA-templated transcription; double-strand break repair via homologous recombination
Cellular component (GO): Swi5-Sfr1 complex
Source: RefSeq, a predicted model, not a curated record